UGAAGCCAGUCGCCCUUCAUCAGAUUUCGCUCGCGACCCUUUCAAGACCCCUCGCUUCAGCCAUGGUCGUCAAAAUCCGUCUCGCCCGAUUCGGGCGCCGUAAUUCCCCUUUCUACAACAUUGUCGUAGCUCAUGCUCGGACUGCGCGCAACUCUCGUCCUCUCGAAGUCAUCGGCACAUACGACCCUAUUCCGAAGCCCGAUCCGUACGACAACUCUGGCAAGCUACACAAGGACAUCAAGCUCGACUCGCAGCGCGCAAAGUACUGGAUUGGUGUCGGCGCGCAGCCCACGGAUACGGCAUGGCGAUUACUAUCCAUGGUGGGAAUCUUGCCCAAGAAGCACUUUGCUCCAAAGGAAAGCGAGACCAAGGGUAGCGUUAAGGCUGGCGACGUGAAGAUUCGGUAGAGGACCCUGGAGGAGUGAAUAAGAGCGAUUGUGAAAAUAUGUGUGCGGCUGGUUGGAUUUGUAUGAUAUGUGUUUUGGGCAUUUCAAUGGCGUCGGGCAUGGAUUUUAUAGAGGGACAAAUACCAUAACAAGUUUAUUAUACGUAUGUGGUGAGCCAUUUCGUUGCGGGGACAAGAUAUGAUAUGUGCGUGCAGUUAUAACGUGUAUCUAUAUGUUGUAAUAUGAAUCUUCGCUAUCAAUUUCUAUAAAAAUGCAAAUUCCCUCACAAAUGUUAAAUCACUGCGAUUCAUCGGGAAGCUACAGCAUCUUUAU
Trichoderma asperellum CBS 433.97 is the source of this 719-nucleotide messenger RNA. RefSeq names its product mitochondrial 37S ribosomal protein bS16m (gene CYT21). NCBI's taxonomy places the organism in Eukaryota, Fungi, Ascomycota, Sordariomycetes, Hypocreales, Hypocreaceae. The record is from RefSeq and is a predicted model, not a curated record. Gene Ontology annotation, molecular function: structural constituent of ribosome. Gene Ontology annotation, biological process: mitochondrial translation. Gene Ontology annotation, cellular component: ribosome; mitochondrial small ribosomal subunit.